CAUGCCUUGCGGUGUCCCAGUUCAGUUCCGAUGUAAUGUACAACAAGCUCUGUGGUCUCCCUCAGUGACGGGCAGAGCAGCAGGCUGACAGACAGAGCGGCAGAUGUUGAAAAAAGCCCCACGUUUUGUCGGAUGUCCAGCAACCGGACGGACGCUUGUUUACAUCCACUCGGGGGGGUUAUAGAGGCGGGGAUGUGCGCACACCGUUAACUCUGCUGCAGGCGCGGAAUAAACAGGAUCUCCCCGCAAGUGGCCCGCAUCACAUGCAGCGGGAAGUACCGGAUUUUAUUCCAAAGAGAAAUACUGAGGCAACAGCACAACGGGAGAGUGUUUUUUUUGUUUUUGUUUUUUUUAAGUGCUCUGACACACAGUGAUCUACUGCUGAAAAGAGGAUGGAUAGAAAACAUCAUUAGCACCCCUUGUGGUGUGGAGGAAUGAGGGCCUCUGGAUGAAGGCCAUGGAGCUGAAAGUGUGGGUGGACGGAGUGCAACGCAUCGUGUGUGGGGUCACAGAGUUCACUACAUGCCAGGAAGUGGUCAUAGCUUUGGCACAAGCCAUUGGACGCACCGGUAGGUACACUUUGAUUGAGAAAUGGCGUGAUACGGAACGUCACCUGGCUCCACAAGAGAACCCUGUGGUGUCCCUCAACAAGUGGGGUCAGUAUGCCAGCGACGUCCAGCUCAUCCUCCAACGGACCGGCCCGUCCAUUAGCGAGCGGCCCACCUCUGACGGGCAGGCUCGCGUCCCAGAGCGUGGGUUCUACCGCCAGAGCCUGCCGCCUCUGGCCAAGCUCCGCCCGUCAGGGGCAGACCGCUCGCUCAAACGAAGGGAACCGAAACGCAAGUCCCUGACCUUCACUGGAGGGGCCAAGGGUCUGCGGGAUAUAUUUGGGAAAAGCAAAGACACAGAAGCCAAACAGCCUCAGCAACGUGGUGUGAGCCUGAACCUGCGUAGGGUUGGAGGUGUUGGACCAUCAUCUGUACCUGGGAGUCCAGCCAGAGAGCUGAGCCGGCUGGUGCAGCUGCAGAGAGACAAACUCCAGGCCCUGGAGAGCCGUCUGCUGGGCUGCGAGGCCGAGCUGCGAGACUGGGAGGAGGCUGGCAGCGAGGCCAAUGAAGGAGGAAACCUGGAGGAGGAGCUGCUUCUUUUAGAGCAGCAGGUGAGGAGGAACGAUGCAGAGAUGGAGGAGGAGGAAUUCUGGCAGAACGAGCUGCAGAUUGAGCAGGAGAGCGAGCGGCAACUGCGACAACAGCUAGCUGAGCUGCAGGGUGGUGUACGCGACUGCGAGGCAAAGCUUUCAGAGUACUUAGCACACAUACAGAGCAUGGAGGCAGGCCUGGAGCAGGAGCGGCUGCAGCAGGAGGCCGAACUCAACCAGAAGGUCAAUGAGGAGGAGGUGCAAGCACAGCUGGAGAAGGUGAGGGCUGAGCUGGAAAUGCAGAGCCAGCACACAGCUCGGCUGGAGAGCAGCUGCAGGGCUUUGGAACGCUCACUUGGCCAGUCCAGCAAGAGAUUACAGGAGAAGGAGCAGGAGCUUGAGCAGCUGACAAAAGAGCUACGACAGGUGAACCUGCAGCAGUUCAUUCAGCAGACUGGUACCAAGGUCACCGUGCUGCCUGCUCUGCCUACAGGAGAAAACAACAACGAAGUGGAGUCUGGCUCUCUGAAACGACUUGGCUCUUCUCGUCUCUUACCCAGUGACCUUCGCACUCUUCAAAGCACCGUGUCCUCCAGCCUCAACCCUGAAGGCAUCUAUGUCUGACCCCAAACUGUCCAGGAGACAUUAUUUUGGCAGCAGGGUAGCCACAUGUUACGAGGACUGUCUCGAUGACUGGAAGGCUCAAGAACUGACUCCCUGAACUGCUGGAAAGCAGGGCACUGAAAUAAACCCAGCUCUAGGAACAGCCUAAGUGUGGAGGAUGUUGGCAAAAACAUUACAUGGAGGAUGAGUGGGGUAUCACAAGCAUCUUUUCUGCACUGCCUCCUCUUCCAUCUUACUAAGACUGAGACUAAAACUGAUGUCAAUAUCCAUUUACAAACAUUUAAUCCACUGUCUGGGUGAGUGAAGAUUUAUUUUUAGUCCCUCUCAGUCCACAAAAGCUACAUUUUCUCAGAAAAAAUCAAAAACAAACUACAAGCCAGUAGAUGUAUUUUUGUUGACUGAGGAGGCUUUCGGCCAAACAGUGCAGAGAAACUUCAUUUUUAUGUUUUAAAUCAUGAACUGGAGAGAAUUUCAGGAUGCAAACAGACACAUGUAAACAUAAUCCAUGCACGAGCAUGCACAAACACACCUGUGCUAUAACCAUAGCCAUAUCUGAUUGCCUUACUCUGGUGUUUUAAAACCAGACGUCAAUAAUCUAAUGUUAAAACAGAACUCAAGGUAGCUACUGAUCUAUGCGUCAUAUAAAUAAGAAUGCUUAGCACCAAUUCAGGUGAUACCUAGUCAUGGUAACUGAUGUCAGUAUAACUCAACAUUGGCUCCUUUUCUUUGAUAUGUGUUAAUGUUUGUAUUGAUUUUAACUGGAAAUAAAUUAGCUUUCUUAUUUCCUGUGUUUGGCAAAAACGAAAAAACCUUUGCCCAUCAUUUAAAUGAAAUGAUAUAAAAGAAAUUUAGGAGAAAAUAGACGGAGGAACAUCACCAACUACUGGACAUUUUCAGUGAAAUAGUUUGGCUUUAUUUUCAGUUUUGGUGCACACUUGGUGCAGAGCCAUUAAUCUCCUCUUUGUUUCAGUUGAACACUUCCUCCAAAAGCUCUGAAGUGUGUGAGUGGAGCGACGAGCGAUGACAGAGGCCUUUGAGCCCACAGAGUAAAUCCGGCCCUGGAAAUGUUGCCAACAAUGACUGUGUGCCCUGUCUGACCACCAGGUGGCGACAAAACAUAUAUUAUUCAGACAGGUGAAAGUUAACUGUGUUAAAGUUACUCCAGGUCUGAUUUUAUCUGCCUUGGUUUAUUUUUAAUAGGUCAAAUAUGAUUUUGAAUAUUGUUUUGCAACAAAGCCUCAGCACUUGAGCUUUCAGUGUAUAAUCUAAAGUUCCACCUAUAUUGCUGGCCAAGUGUUUACCACGUUUCACUGUGUUCAUCAAGCAGGGACAAACACACACACUUCUAAAAAAAAAAAAAAAAAGCAUCACACCAACAUACUGUAGUCUUCUGUCUGAUUUUUUUAACAUUUUAAUUAACUAAAGAUGUCUCAUAUGAACCAAAGCUUGUGUGUAAAACAAUAGUUGCAGUAGAUGAAUGUACUUUUUAUAUGGAUGCAACUUACGCCUGUGAAGUGUACCAACUUGAAUCAAAGAGUAGUUGCAUUUAUUUUUAAUGAUUUCACUGUCAUUUGGAUAGUUGAGCUCUGUCACACAGGAAUAAGAGAGAAGACAUAAAGUUUGACAGGAAAUAAAGGGAUUUGAAAUUUGACAACACAUUUGUUUCUCUACAGGCUACAAUACAAACCAUAUGUAAUAUAUAUUGGGUUUCUGGAAUGAAAAUUCCAAUUAGUGUUUGAUCUUCAAAACAUUUAAAAGUUUGUGGUUGUAUAUCAAACCUGUGAAAAACAAAUGAGAUAAAUAAUAUUUUUGGAUGAAUUAUAUCCACAGUACAUGCACACAAAUGCACACACACAUUUAAGUUACAAAUAUACAUUUUGGCCCUGCUUUGGGCUGUAAAAACGGGACUUCAGUUAAUACUUGGGAACUUAAUUUGGCUUAACUUGGAGUACUGAGUGUCACACACAGUUUUCUUUUCAGUCUGCAUUCAAAUGUUCUGCUGUUUCAGUCUUUGUGCAGCCUCACCUUGGAUGUAACUUGUACACAUUGCAGUGGUGGUAAGUACAUUUGCUGAACAAAUUUGAGGCAUGUGUACUUUAUUGGCAAUAUUGGCAUAUUUAGAUUUUUCCUCAAGUAACAUUUUGAAUGCAUAACUUUAAGUAAAAGUAUCAAUACCACCGUGUUAAAGUCCUCCUCCACUCAAAAAUCAGUUUUUCUACUUGUUCUUAGAGUUAGAUGUUUGAUCUUCACUGUACAGAAUGAUGUAUGUGCAGAGUUUGACACAAGAAGGAUGUUUUCACAUUGAUCUACUGGAAAGUUUCUCUUUGCAUAUUGAAAACCUGAUUUUAAGGGGGCAAGCUUGAUUUAUGAAAUCACAGUUUGCAAGUCAAUCCUGGUCCAGUAUAAUUUGUAUACUAGACCAGGGUGGCUUCAAAACUUUGUGAUUUUAUAAAUCAAGUGUGACGUUGACAUUUUAAGCCAUUGCUGAGACUUACAAUGAGGUAGAAGGAGUAGGUGCCCUUUUAAGGAUUUUAAUGUGGAAAUUAUUUUUUGUAGAAAAUAAUCAGAUUGUUGUUCCAAGCAGACUAUUUGUAUAUAUGUCAUAAUACAUAUCUGGAGGGGAUCUUUAGGUAAAAAAUCUGAGUACCUCUUCCACCACUGACACAUUUUGUGUAUACAUUCUCAUCUUUUUCUACAUCUACAAUUCUUUUUUUUUGCCAAACUUGAAUUUCUUGUGCACAGUUUUUUUUUUUAUCAUAUACAAACACAAGCUUUGAAAUUAUUUCUGAACAUCAGGUCAACCGCUCAGUAUCUUAUUUACUCUCAUCCGAGCCCAUAACAAGAGUCUUUUGUUUGAAUUCCUCCCUCCAGUGUGAAGCAUCUUGCUUCGUUGUUUGCUCUGCAGUGCAAAAGACACCCGAAUCACAACUUGGCAAACUAUUCUCAGAAAUUGUUCAGUGACAGAAGUUUUUCUCUCCCCCCUCAGUAUGCAGUAUUAUCGUCAUGGCAACAACUUCAGCUGUUACACGGAGACUGUAACCCGCUAAUAAAGGAAUAGCAGCUCUCCUUGACUGAAAGUUUUGAAUAAUGGCAUGCCUUACUGGAAAAAACAAGUGUAAAUAAUGUCUACAUAUCACAUCAGUCUAUGGACUAUUUUUAAAAGUAGAUUGAAGUCUGAAAUAUGCAGAGUGCUAGAAAGGUUAGACUUUAAUGCUGCCAUUCAGUAGGCAGCUCUGUGUGCAUGCAAUAAUGUGUGAUUGGUUUAUUUGGAAUCCCAAUUAGUGGCUACCGAGGAUGCAACAAUUCAUCUGUGAUUAAUUUUAUUUUUGGUUUGUUGUGUCCCUUCUUGCCUUGUUGACAUUUACACUAAUGAAGAUUUGAGCUUUUGGUGAAGAGCAGGCAGACAGUUUAGUGUAUACAAGCUUAAAAAAAUGGGAAAACAUGCAUAUUUUCUUGCCUUUUCAUUUAAUUCUGGCAUAGGCAACAUUUAUGGAUGUAAAAGAGAUCAAUGUUGCAUUGAAACUUGACAUUGAGUUUACCGACAUAGCUGGUUGUAUCUGCUUCCUGCUUUGAGCCUUUGCCAAUAAUUGUUUUUUGUUGUGCCAUCAAUUCUGCUUUUCAAUGAAAGUGCAUAUAGAAAUGAGAAGAUGGAGCCAUUAUGAAAACAGCCAUCAAGUGGUUUUGAAAGCUAGAAACGCUGCAGCUCAGGGAUAUUUCAAGACACAGAAUUACCCAGACAAGAAUGGGCAGAAAGUAAUUAUGGAUAAAUGCUGUUCAUGAUGUCUCGAGCCAUUUGACAAGUUAAAUCGUAUAUUUGCUCUCACGGGGGACUUGAGCAGCUGUUUGACAAGUUUAACAUGUGGCUCCGAGAUGCAACACGACAAAUGCGACUGAAAUAGUGAUUUAUCUGAGAGAGACAAAGCUUUAUUUGAAAAGUAAAGUGUUUCUGUUGGCUCACGAGAGGCACAAACCGGGUCUAGUUAUAGCAGUUGGGUUUGCAAUGUAAUCCUGUUCGUUGAAACACCCCUCAAAGAGUUUACAUGAACGCUUCACUGUAAACAUCCUGCUGGUUAGAUGAACUGUGCUUGCCUAACAUCACUGACUUGCACUAACUCAACAUUUAGACAAAUUGAUGUAUAUUAAAAACAUUUUUGUAUUAUUUACUUACAGAUUCACCUACUGUAUUUUUUAGCUUUCAGAACUGAACAGAUUUUCUUCUUUACCAUCAUUCAGCAACUCUGUAUGAAAGACAUGAAAAUCAAAUUCAAAGAGAAAUGUAAAAUAUAUAAAUAAAUGAAUAAAAUAUAUUUAAAGAACAUGCCGGAAAUGAAUAAACUGCUAUACAGUGCUGAA
Molecule: messenger RNA, 6115 nt
Organism: Dicentrarchus labrax (European seabass)
Lineage: Eukaryota; Metazoa; Chordata; Actinopteri; Moronidae
Gene: rassf8b
Product: Ras association domain family member 8b
Exons: 9
Coding region: 449-1762 (437 amino acids)
Biological process (GO): signal transduction
Source: RefSeq, a predicted model, not a curated record